This is a messenger RNA of Felis catus (domestic cat), 1832 nucleotides long. RefSeq names its product chromosome B1 C4orf48 homolog (gene NICOL1). Lineage: Eukaryota; Metazoa; Chordata; Mammalia; Carnivora; Felidae. The record is from RefSeq and is a predicted model, not a curated record. The coding region runs from base 673 to 1452 and encodes 259 amino acids. The transcript has 4 exons.
GGGGCAGGGGGAGGCGGAGGGGGAAGCAGACUGUGGCGAGGGGACAUCUCUGCUGGGGGGAUGCAGAGAGACAGAGCACGUGUGGCCUCGGCACUCUAGACCCUGGCAGCCCCGAGGGCCGCCCGAGGUUCCAUCCGCGACAUCCCGCUGCCCCCUCGGGCGGCGCGGUCCCGCCGCUAGGGGGCGCACGGCCGCGGCAGGGGGUCUAGACCCCGGAGGGUCGGGUGGGAAGGUGCGAUGAAGUGAGCCCAAAGGAGAGGAUCCCGGGGCGCCGGCGAAGGGGGGGUAGGUACGCGAUGAUGGAUCCGCGGUGUUGGAGGGACGCUGGGGACGCUGCGCACCGGCACCCGCUCCCCGCUGAGCAGAACGCGCUCGACAAGCCUGCAGCGGUGAGGGGAAGAACGUGGUUCCAAGAGCACCGCUGCCCGAGGUCCAGCCGGAGCCUUGCUUCUGGGUGGGCUAGUUCCCCCUCCGCGCGUGGACGCGGCCCUGUGCCUGUGCGCGGACGGGGGACCCGCGCAGGUCACAAGCUUGGGACCCAUAGGUAGAAAAAGCCAAUGCCGUGUGGCGUCGGCGCGCAGGUCUCAACCGAGUGGCCCCGCAAGAAGGCUCAGCCUUCUGUGCUCCGUCCGCGACCGGGACGUGGGGCUCCCGGCCAAGAAGGGCGCGGAAAUGCGCACGUCCGGGAACGCGGCCCGCAGUCCCCCAGCCCCAGAGCCCCAGACGGGGAGCCCCGCCCGGCGUCCGCCCGACGGGGAAGAGGAGAGGGUGGCGGUCACGAGCACGGGCCCCUCCCCUGGGUCAGGAAGCCCGCGUCCGGCCGGGGCCACAGCUGACCCCAGGCCCGGCGGAGGGGGUGGAGGGCGUGCAGGCUCGGGAAGGCGGCCCGGCGCUGCCCCGAACAGCGUGAGCCGCUGGGCUCUCUGGCACUCACGCGGCCGGGACGUGGACCUGGGGCGCCUUCCCCGGAGGUGCUGGGCCUUGGAGGCAGCGAGCAGACGCCAAGUGGAGCCCAUCCUUCCCAGAGGGAACAGCUCCGCCCGGCGAGGACCUGAAGCCCGCGCGCAUCGGGCACCUACUAGGGGGGGCCAAGCGAGGUUCUUUACUUCCAACAACCCUGCGCUUCCACGAGGGAGAAAAGGGCACAGAGAAGCCAAGCUACCCCUCCGAGGGCGGCCCCGGCUCCCUGCGCUCGGCCAUGGCCCCCCAGCCUCCGUGCAGGCUCCCGAGGUCGCUGCCGCCGUGGCUGCUGCUGCUGCUGUUGAGUGUGGCGCUGCUGGGCUCCCAGGCCCGAGCCGAGCCCGCCGCUGGGAGCGCCGUCCCCGCGCAGAGCCGCCCGUGCGUGGACUGCCACGCGUUCGAGUUCAUGCAGCGCGCCCUGCAGGAUCUUCGGAAGACGGCCUACAGCCUGGACUCGAGGGGCCUGAGGAUCCAGAAUCUCCUAGAGUCUGAGGCCAGGCUCCUGAGAGCAGCAGCCCCCAGCCCAUCCUGGGCCGGUGCUGGGGGCAGCCUGGGAAGGGGCAUGUGCACAGAAGGAGAGCGGGUGAGAAGUAGUCCAGGCGUGGGAUCGGCGUGUGCAGGGCCCAGGGCAGGACUGCGGUGCUGGCAGAAACCACAGAGUCUCCUUCCCUCCUGGAAGAGGGGAGUGGGGAGGAGAGGAGGCCCACCCAGUAGCAGAGGGUCUGACAAUCAGUGGUGGGGAGGCGGCGUGGGGGGGGGUGGCUCUGAGGUCUGGGGAGCUGGUGGAGAGGGUACCGUCUGUGGGUUUUUGGGGGGAAACGGGCAGAGUGCCCACGCGAGCUGGUGGGGGGCAGCAGUCGUACAAGUGCCCU